AUGACGGUCGCACACGAACUGGCCCACAGAGGCUCAUCAUCACACUCUGCCAACAAUAUGGCUCUCGAAGACCGAUUCGAGGUCCUCAAGGAAAUCGGUGAUGGUAGCUUUGGCAGUGUCGUUCUCGCCCGAGUCCGUAGCGCAGGUGCUAGCGUGGCUCGUCGCGGUACGGUGGUUGCCAUCAAGACCAUGAAGAAGACUUUCGAGUCAUUCACGCCAUGCUUGGAGCUUCGUGAGGUCGUCUUCUUGAAGACAUUGCCCAACCACGCCCACCUCGUCCCCGCCCUGGACAUCUUCCUCGACCCUUACACUAAGAAGCUGCACAUCGCCAUGGAGUACAUGGAGGGUAACCUGUAUCAAUUGAUGAAGGCUCGGGAUCACAAAUGCCUCGACAACGCCAGUGUCAAGAGCAUUCUUUUCCAGAUCAUGCAGGGCCUCGAGCACAUCCACGCACAUCACUUCUUCCACCGCGACAUCAAGCCCGAGAACAUUCUUGUCUCCACCUCAUCCCACCAAGACACCGUCACAUCCUUCCGCAGAUAUUCGGCUCUCGUCACCCCCCCGUCUACGCCUCCCAAUUACACCGUCAAGAUUGCGGACUUUGGACUUGCACGCGAAACCCACUCAAAGCUUCCCUACACGACCUACGUUUCAACGAGAUGGUACCGAGCACCCGAGGUUCUCCUGCGUGCUGGCGAAUACUCCGCUCCCGUCGAUAUCUGGGCUGUCGGCGCCAUGGCAGUUGAAAUUGCAACACUCAAGCCACUCUUCCCCGGCGGAAACGAGGUCGACCAAGUUUGGAGGGUAUGUGAGAUCAUGGGAAGCCCCGGAAACUGGUACAACAAGUCUGGUGCCCGUGUCGGUGGCGGCGAAUGGAAGGAUGGUACCAGGUUGGCCGGCAAGCUGGGCUUCUCAUUCCCCAAGAUGGCUCCUCAUGCCAUGGAUACGAUUUUGCAGCAACCUCAGUGGCCCGCUUCGCUGAGCCACUUCGUUACGUGGUGCCUGAUGUGGGACCCCAAGACCCGCCCGACCUCAACACAGGCAAUUGCUCACGAGUAUUUCGUCGAUGCCGUUGAUCCCCUGAGGCCGAAGUCCUCUGCAUCGAGAAUCUUGGGCCGCAAGCAGUCCGAUCUUGGCCGCGGCAACAAUUCUAACUCAUCUACCCCGACCUCCACUAAACCGUCCUGGUUCAGGAAGUCCCUUAUUGGCCGCUCCGAAAGCGCCGAAGUUGCCGUUCCUCAAUCAAUCUCCAAGGAAUCAACCCCGAGACCGUCCCCCGUUCCCUCGCAGACGACGAACGAAGUCCCCGUUGCAAAGACGCGCCCUGCUCAGUCAAAGCGCACGACAUGGACGAAUGGUCCAUCCAAUGCGAGAAACGGUGUGACCUACAACGAUUCGUACGCCAACGGUCGCCAGCGCACUGUUCAGAUUGACGAGAAGAAGAAGAUUGGCAGACAAUUGUCGGUCGCCUCAAGCACUAACAACUAUGCCGAGAUUCACCGCCAACAGGCCGAGCGAGCUCUCAACGGCAACAGUGGCCUUGCAUCACCGCCCGGUGGCCACAAGGAAAGCUUCUUCUCGCACCUCCGCAAGCGUGCCCGUCGUUUCUCUGGCAGGCAUCAGGCCCCCAUGUCACCUAACUCGGACGAUGUCGAGGCACAGGCCGGCUGCGGACCCUGGAACAGCAACCGGUCCUCAAUGGUGAUUGAUAACAACGCGCCUACUCCCCCGCCGAAGCCUACGGAACUCUACGAGCCUCUCGAUAAGGCGUUAAGAGAUGUCCAGCAGAACCACGACAAUGCUCCUGUCCCACCGGCACACCUCAUUACUCCCAGCAGCACUUUGAAGAGACAUCACUCUCUGCCGCAGCACCACCCGCGAUCUGUUGACAACCUGAUGGGAGCUGCCAAGGGAACCGGACCAAUUUCGAGCCGAACCCGUCGCGCCCACGCCCACGGUGUCCAGCACUACGACGCGCCCGAUGAAGAGGAUGAGCUACUCGAUGAGGUUUUGAACUCGACCCACCGAGCCAUGAAGCGCCUCGAGAAGGAUGGAAAGCCUGGACUGCGGCAGUCUGCCAGCAACAUUGGCAUUUCGAACCCGUACCCGACUCCGUCCCCUUCGGCCAAUGGCAACAACUCUGUGUUGUUCGGCGACAACCACGAAGCCGUCGCACCCAAGCCUUUGGAUCUGAAGAAGUCGCAUGGCGCUGAAAGUCAAUACAAGUGGCCCACUCCCCCGUACGAGGAGAGUGAAUGGGCUGCAUCAGCGUCAGCCAGCAUUUGGGCGGCUAGCAAUCGGUUUUAA
This is a messenger RNA of Colletotrichum acutatum, 2307 nucleotides long. RefSeq names its product kinase-like domain-containing protein. Lineage: Eukaryota; Fungi; Ascomycota; Sordariomycetes; Glomerellales; Glomerellaceae. The transcript is spliced from 3 exons. Gene Ontology annotation, biological process: protein phosphorylation; intracellular signal transduction. Gene Ontology annotation, cellular component: cytoplasm; nucleus. The record is from RefSeq and is a predicted model, not a curated record. Bases 1 to 2307 code for a protein of 768 amino acids. Gene Ontology annotation, molecular function: protein serine/threonine kinase activity; ATP binding.